Messenger RNA from Parathielavia appendiculata, 9623 nucleotides. RefSeq lists its product as uncharacterized. Bases 346 to 9363 code for a protein of 3005 amino acids. The record is from RefSeq and is a predicted model, not a curated record. Lineage: Eukaryota; Fungi; Ascomycota; Sordariomycetes; Sordariales; Chaetomiaceae. The transcript has a single exon.
CCGGACUGAAAGCUUGAUUUCCUGAAGCGCGUUCAACAUCCAAAGUUUGGGGCUCGUUUGUCGAGGCUUCGCCGCAGUGUUGGACAGCACGCGACAAUCACCCACGGCACAGCGUUGCAGCGACUGACUGUCCCGGAGCCAUUGAACGAACGAACGGAUUCGAAAAUGGGAUUGCUCAGCAUGCCGCGCGACUGAAGCCGACGGACCGGGCCCUUUGUUUGGCUCUCAACCCCGGAUAGCCCGGUCGAGGCGAGGGUUCGAUUUUUCGAGAUCGCAUGUGCUUUGCCAGCCUACUAAUGGGUGCACCGGCCGGUCACUGGUACCUGUCGCCCGUUUUCGGUCGAAAUGGCCCUCCUUAACCCGACUUUCAUCUUCGGCAUCGUCGUCCUCCUGUACCUCUCGUCGUUUGUCAUCUUCGCAGUCGUCCGCGUGAUUACGGGCAUCUCCAUCCAGCGAAUCGGGUACUUCUCCCUCCGGCGGCUCGCCUACACUCCCCGCGAUGGCGUCCGGAUUGAAAUCAGGGGUCUGGGCCUCAACGUCCACCGCCCCACCUUCGCCCAGCCGACCUGGUUGAGUAUCGUGGUGGACGAGCUCGCCGUCACGGUGGACAUUGGAGAACUCGAGAGGGCCAAGGCAAAAGAGGCUGCGCCUGAAGAGGGGGAUUCCGACUCGGAUGUGGCCGAGCGCGAUCCCAGACCGGGCACACCAAAGCCUCCAAAGACACCGAGGCUUGUUCGGCGCGAUACCAGCCCGGAUGAACGGAGCAAGACAUGGGAGCGGUUGACAAGGGUCAAGGAGCGCAUCAAGCGCCUGCACCGGAGGGUGAAUUGGCUUCGCAUGGUUGACGUUGUGGCCACCAACUCAACUGUCUGUUUCUCGGGUAUUGGAAACCUACAAAUGGGCAGCUUCACUGUUGCAGUCGACACUCGUCGGAAAAUGGUUGACCGUGCCCGUUUCUUCCUGUCUGGAAGCUCCGAGAGGCGGCAUCAGAACCAACAGGCCGAGUGGAUCAUGACGCUCCGCAGUGUCUUGUUCAUGGCAGAAGGAGGGGAGUCGCAGGAAGUACUGGAUAGCGCUACGCUGAACAUCCACGGUUAUCUGUACGAGGCACUCGAUGGCCUUCGCGACACUGCGAUAGCCCUUAAGCUCGGCCGGCUCCAUAUUCCGUACGACGAUGUCCGUCACAGCUUCGCUCAAUACAAGAGGAUUAGGUCGCAAACAGACCAGAAUUUCGCCGAGUUAGAUCCUGUCGACGUGGUCGUCGACCGAGUGAUCCAGGAAAUCGACGCGCCGGGAACCACAGAUCACGAAUUAAUGCAGACAGUUUCUGACUCCAAGGAGCUUGUAAGCUCCGUCCUCAGGGGAAUCAAGGAGGUCCAGUUUGCUGUCAGCUUCGUCGGGCUGAGCAAAAAGAUCGAGUCUGUCAAGCCUGCAGGCACUCCGGUUGUUCUCACAGCGUCCAUGAAAGAAGUGGGCAUCGACCUCCAUCGGCUUGACCCGAAGUCAGCGGCACACAGGAUGUACUUUCCUUCCACGGACAUUGCUCAUGAGGCCCUAGCUGCUGCGCUCUCGAUAUCCGUCGGUCUCGACGACGGGCACAGUAAACCUGAGCGCAUCAUGUACAUACCCAUGGCUACUACCACGGCCAGGACCACGCUCCCUUCGAAAACGGUCGAGUUAGCCAAUGAGGGCACCGCCGAGCAGCGGAACGCCAAUAUCCUCUUUGCAAACUCCGUCGUGACCUCACCGUCUGUCGACCUUGACCCACGGCAUCUCCCUCUUCUUCUGGCGAUGCUAAGGCGGAAACCAAAACCAGCAAAGGCGCGUCCCCAGCGACGGCACAUGCUCAUAUCUCGACUCCUUCCCAAAGCAACCUAUAAAUUCUCCAUGCACGAGCCUGUGUUGAGGAUAGCGCUCCCGCCGGUCCAAAAGUCGCCGGACCCUGAUGAGUUCGAUUUGAUCAUUUCAUCAAUAUCGUCUAUCUCCUUGGACAUGGAGUCAUUCCAUUCAACCGUGGAAGAGCUCCAUUACUCCCUGGCCGCUACCAUGAGAGUUCAGACGCACAAUCUGUACUACCAAACUUCCGCCGGAAGCAGGUUUGAUCUUCUUGAAACGGAGACCUUUGACCUUAGAGUGCAGCUCAAUGCCUCGCCCAACGUUCAAGUGAUUGCCACUGGAAACCUCGAGACCUUCACCUUGAAGAUGGUCAGGGAAGAGAUCCGCGAUGGCUUGCGCCAAAUCGUGCGCCAGCUGCGUCUCGACGUUGAACCUGACAAAUUUGCUGUCCCGAAGACAGCGAAACACUCCAACCUUCUGCGCGAUCUACCCGACUGGCUACUGCAUUUCCAGCUGCAAUGCUCCGACUGCAGUAUCGAAGUUGCGGGAGUGGACAUGGAGAUAUCCGAAGACUCGAGAGGUGUUGCCAUUCAAUUGGACUCAUGGUCAGCCGACUAUCGCGCCCAACGACUGGACGGUCUGCAGAGGCGGCCUUCCCGACGCAGAGCCAGCAGCCGCAGUAUAAUGUCCCCUGAGACAGAACUGCUGCGGGCCGUCCCCGCGUCUCCAAGGAAAAGGUAUUACCACGAGGGCGACGGUCGCCGAGUCUCCCUGCAAGCUCGGGGCUUUGAGGUCUUUAUGGUCGAGUCGGCUGAGAAAUGGGAGUUUGAGCCGUUUAUAAAGAUUCCCAGGCUCGAGGUCGCUUUCUCCACCUUGAGCGACCACCAGGGGCCGGUCUUCCACAUCCAGUCGCACAUCAGGUCCCUUCUCGUCCAGUACUCUCUUUACCGCCACUACGCCGUAGGGGUAGCUGUUUCGGCCUUGCGGAAAGCAUUUAUGAGGACGAGCACGGCCAGGACAGGGACCAUGACCCCGCCAAUGUCUCCUCAACGACGGGUGGUGGGCCACCUCUCGCCGCCUCCCAUGGGCAGUUCUUCCGAAUUCACCAUUGGCGAUUCUGAUUUUUGGCGGGCGACACCGGAGCUCGUCGCUGUCGAUUUCAAGGCUACUCUCAUCCAGAUCAAGGCCGAUUUUCCCUCGGACCCUCCAUUGAUGCUUCAUGUCUACAAUGUGGAAGCGGGACGCCAUCGAUGGUCCCCUCCGUUCCUCCAGGCCAAGCUCAUCCGCCUAUAUGCCGAAGGCCCUAGGAUGCGCAGGGUUUGGGCGAGGAUUGUCAGCGUGAAAAGUAUUCGGUUAGACUACCGCGAAUCACGGCAUAAGCUUGCCGGCGGUGGACUGCGGGAAGAACAAUAUUUUGAUGUCGCCACAGACAACAUCCGUUUGGCUGUACCCCACGAGAUGGUAGUCUACAAGAUCACAGACAACCUUGUCAACACGUUCAAAUCCGUCCAACAACUUCACCACAGAUUCAAGACGGGCACCAACGAGUACAUUCUUGAGAAGGGACCCGAAGCACCCAAAAACGUACCAAAACUCUCCUUUCGAACGAAGAGUCUCCUCUUUGAGCUGGAAGACGGCGCUUUUGAAUGGAAGCUGGGCGUCAUAUACCGCGCUGGCCUAGUUGAAAUGAAGCAGCGUCAGGCGCGUGAAGAGGCGUUCCGCGUCAAAGUCAAGAAGAUCCAUGAGGGAGAGUCCCGAAAAGGGUCGUCCAAGUUCCGUUCCCGGUCUGUGGCUCCUCAAGAAGAACCCCCCACGCCCGGUAUGCCCGAGACCAGAACUCGAAGCAGCGAUGGCCGACGCCGGUCCGCAAGUGAAGGGCGCGUGCGGGGCCGGGCCCCAAGAUAUGACCCAGAAGGCGGCUCCCGAACAAUCACCGGGAAUGCUCGCAUCCCAAUUGCCGAAGCCAGACACAUGCUAGAUGUGCACAAUGCGAGGAGCUGGAAGCAACGCAUCGACGAGCAGUUUGACCUUGCCAGAAACUCGGUCAAGGACAUGCGCGCACACUUCUGGGGCAUGAACGAGAUUCCAGACGACUUGGAAGACAGUGAGAAGAUCCUGGAGGUGCCACAACGGCCCGCGUUAAUGGCAACUCUCAUCAACGACUUGCACAUCGUCGUGGAUAAGCCAUCUUUCCCGAUCAGGGAGCUUCCGGAUUUCCUGCACAAAGUUGGAAAGGGCAUGCCAAGGGACAUGAAGUACGCUCUGCUCGUCCCAAUGAGCCUUCAGGUCAGCAUGGGAGAAGCGAGAAUAUCUCUCCGCGACUACCCUCUGCCUCUACUACAUGUACCGCCAACCAAACUUGGUCAGUCUGUUCGCCUUCCAGCCUUGGCGAUGACAACGGACUUUGUCAUCGCAGAGGAAUAUCGUGGGCCGGAGUCAACCCGAAAGGUCAGAGUCCCCAUCGUGCCGCCGCGAAGCUUGGACCCGGCAUCCUCGAAUGAGGGUUCUUUUGCCGUGGACGUCCGAAGGACUACCGGGCCGGUCAAGACGUUCUCGGACAUAAGCAUUGACAUCCAUACUGCGAACGCAACCCGUAUCACCUGGGGCCCGUCGUAUCAGCCCGCGAUUCAGGACAUGAUGAUGGCGAUCGAGUCCAUGACGAAGCCACAGCUUGACCCAUCCGAAAGAGUCGGCUUCUGGGAUAAGAUACGGCUCAACUUCCACUCUCGGAUCAGAGUAGCCUGGCGCGGUGAUGGCGACGUUCACCUGGCUCUCAAAGGCAGCAGAGACCCCUACCAGGUCACGGGUAAUGGUGCGGGCUUCCUCAUGUGCUUCCGGAGCGAUGUGAUAUGGAGCAUCCAUAGCGUUGAUGACCCGAAGCGUUUUAUGACAGUCGACAGUGGUGAGUAUGUACUCGCCAUCCCCGAUUACAGCCACCAUCUCCGCGAAGCACGCCGUCAGCAUGGCGAGGACGAAAGCAUCAGGAGCGAUUCCAGCCUGAAAUCCGGCGCCACCUUCAGGAAGGUCGUCAUGAAGCUCUCCGGCAAGGUGCAGUGGCUUGCCGGCCUUGUGUUUGAGCGGGCCAUCGAGCAAGGGAACCGGAGCUUCGACUUCAAGCCUCACUACGAAGUUGUGCUCAAAUCCCCAUAUCAUGCUAAACCCCAAGAUGGUCUGCCGUACGACGCUUUCCGCGGGUUCCGCAGCCAGCACAUUCACCUCUCCCUGGCUGUUCGCGCCCCACUUGACCGAGAAUGGUCGGGCUCCGUCACCGAACCGUCGCGCAGUUACAACACGAUUCACCUCACGCCUCGCUUCUUCACCCACUUUUUUGCGUGGUGGUCGCUUUUCUCCGGGCCACUGUCUCUCCCCAUUCGACAGGGCUCGCUUUGGCCUGGCCGGGAGAAGAACAGUAAGAAAUUCGGCAGACAUCUGGCCACCAUCAAAUACAACGUUUUACUGGCCCCAUUGUUUGUCAGUCACAUCUACAAGCACAAAGAUGCCGAGGAUUACUGUGAAAAUGCGGUUUCGGCGACCGGCAUCAAAGUCCGGCUGGACAGCUUCAUGCUGGACCUGCACCAGAGACGGGAGGAGUUCAACACCAGGGACCGUGGCAGGAAUACGCAGUCCAGAACAACAGGUAUGAAAAUACACGCGGGUCAGCUGGAUCUGGUAUCAGCGGACGUCCGUGCUGUUUCGGCUAGCAUCCGGGGCACAACAGCGGACGCCAUGAUGAGACAAUCCCUCUCGACUUUCAUCACGGAUCAGGAAGGCGACGGCACGGAUCUUUCCCGCUUCACGAUCCCCGACAACGAUCUGACGUGGAUUGACAUGGACGACUUUGUUGAACUGGAUUGGAUCUUGCCGACCGAGCCGAACCCUGACACCAAGAUCUUGCCACUCGCAUUUGCCCCUCGAGUUACAUACUUCCGCCAGACGGACAUCAACGGCAUGAUUAAUGGGGAUCCGAAUAGGUCAAGUCCAUUUGGCAAGGAACCUACACACUUCUGUAUCAUGAGCCAAGACGACGACCCUAGAAGGGUGCAAUGCCAACUCAUUCGCCGACGACUGGAGCAGCUAGAUGAGCAAAUGGAGGCGCACAACCGAAACCUGGGCCAGAUUGAGCUUCGUCUUGUGCGCGAGGAUCCAGCAGACACGGAUCUCAGGACCGAGUUUGAGAUUCUGAACCGGCACUCGGGAGUCCUCGCCGGGAAGAAGGUGUUUCUGCAGGGCAUGUUGGACGAAAUGACGCCGCAAUCAUCAAACGGGGAGAGUCAAGAGACCACAGCCCCAGAGAGAUCUCUUGGGCCAGCUCCCAGCCUUCAGAGGAGUAUGACGACCCCUGCCAUUGCGGAGUUUGCGAGCGAUUUCAAGAACCGGUUCGUGGUCCACAACAUGCAGUUGAAAUGGAACAACACCCUGAGGAACAUUAUCCUCCGCUACAUUCACCAAGUCAGCCAGCGCAGGGGUUUCGUUUACUAUUUGUCGCGUCCCGCGGUCAAGUUCAUCUUGGAUCUCGUGGAAGAACAAUCCAAGUCCAAGACAGGCAACGGCGGUAGCGUCCCCACGCCACGAGCUCCUGGGAGCAAUCCCGAUUCGAAUGGAACAGGUCCAGACACGGAGAAGGAUAUCGAGGAUCGCAUCCGCAGGAUUUUGCAGGACAGCAAGAAGUUUGCGAGCUCUGACAAUGCCGAUGGCAUAAAUCCUUCCAUGGCCGAUCUGUCAAGCGGCAUUGCGGAUGUGUUCACAACCCAAAACAGCUACCAUGUCCGCCUAAUCGCACCGCAGAUUCAGCUGCAGAGCGACAAGAACAAGAAGCACGUGGUUCUCUCCACGUCCAAGGGCAUGGAGCUCAAGGUAGUUGACGUUCUCGACAAGAGCAGAAUGUCGGAUAACGUCAGCGGUCUUGUGCAGCGGCGCUUCCUCGUCAACAUGGACAGCACGCAGUUCUUUGUCACCCAUCAAAAAUGGUUCUCAACGCAGCUGGUGUCUAUGUACUCGGGGAAUACCUAUGGCACCCCCUCAGGCUCGUCCUGGCCGCCGUGGGUUCCGAUGGAGGUUAUGUUCGACUUCCAGUCAGACCCGUUUGGCUUCAAACGCGUCGUGCAGAAAACCUCGGCCAUGCUCCGAUACGAUAAGUACAACACGCUCCGUCUCAAGUACGAUGAUGAGGUCAACACCAGUGAGGGCCCGAACUCGGCCCUGCAUGAGAACAGCGAGAGCAGGACGGACAACCUCUGGGUUGAGUUCCCGCGGGCGCACGCCUUGUGCAACUCUUCGCAGUACUACGCAGUUUACGUCAUUGUCCUGGACCUUCUCAUGUACAGCGAGCCGCUAGAGAAAACCAGAAACGAGAAACUCGAAAAGAUUCUGCUGGCCUCCGACUUCAGUGACCUCAGGGGCGUUCCCGAGAUGGUCAUCAAGCUCCAGGAUCGCGUCCGGCAGCUGGAGGAGAUCAAGAUGCACUUCCAGAUCCAUUCCAGGCACCUGGACAAGAAGGGCUGGAAAGAUCGGCUGGUCUUGGAGCGUGACUUGGCAGCCUGUGAAGACGAACUGUUCUUCGUGAUGAAAGCCAUCACGUCGUCGCAGAGGAAGUUCGACAAUAGCACCAGCAGUGCCCUGCUAAAGUGGAGCAUUAUGGCCAAGGAAAUCGUCUGGCAGCUUGUUCGCGAUAACAACGAGCCGCUCGUCGAGCUCCAGCUCAAGGACGUUGAGUAUGACCGGAUCGACAACUCGGAUGGAUCGCAUAUCAACUUGCUUCAAGUGGGCAAGAUCCUUGGUCUCAAUCUUCUUCCCGACGCCAUCUAUCCGGCCAUGGUCGCUCCAUAUGUCGAAGGAGACCGUGGCGGUUUCGACACUGGUUCUCAGCCGAUGAUUCGAGUUUACUGGAACAUGCUCGAAGCCAUUGCCGGCAUCCCCGUCAUGGACCACUUCGAAGUGUCGCUCUUCCCGCUCAAAAUCCAGCUGGAGCGCGAGAUCGGGAAGAAGCUCUUCGAGUACAUCUUCCCAGGCACCGAUGGCGGCAAGAUAUCCAGCGGCAAGAACGACUCCCCUUUCAUAGUCAAACAGUCUCCGGAAGAAGAGGACGACGAGGCGGACGAAGAGUCCCUGGCCGACUCGAUCCGGCUUCGCGCAGCCAACAAAGACCAAGAUGAUGCGCCCUUCACGACACGGGCCGGGUCUCUCGAGCUCCGACUGCGCCCGACACUAACAUCGGAUCCAGACCAAGCGUCCAUCAAGCACAAGGCGCUCAGUGUGCAUUCGGGUGAAGGGACGUCUAUCCGGCUCUUCCGAGCAGGUACUGGAUUCAAGGGGGUGAACAAGCAGCGGUCCUACGACUCGCUGCGCGCCAGCGCCCCGCGGCCCGGAGUUGGCAGGACGGGUACUGGCUUGUCUUCCAAGGAUGGCGUGUCGACCAGCGGUGAGUCCAAAAAGGCAGCACGCUUCGUAUUGCGGCAUAGAUCCGGUGAGGGUGACAAAGCCAAGAACUCGGACGACCUUUCCAAGAUGAUGGACCGAGCAUCCAACUACAUGACGUUUGCCUACAUCAAGAUGCCUUCUGUCGUUCUCUGCCUGAGCUACAAAGGCAAAGGAGAGCGCAACUUUGAAGACGUGCACGACUUUGUCUUCCGCCUGCCCACCAUCGAAUACCGCAACAAGACGUGGUCGAACCUGGACCUUGCCCUGGCCCUCAAGAGCCGCGUCAUCAAGGCGCUGAUCAGUCACACGGGCGCCAUCAUCGGGAACAAGUUCUCCAGACACCGGCCCAACACGGCUCAGCAGUCCAAACUGCGCGAGCUCGCCACCAGCUCGGUGCUCCUCGCGACGCCGACCGCCUCCGAGUCGCGCGACAACAGCGGUGACGACUCGUCGUCGCUCUACGGCAACUCCCCCGUCGACUUCUCGCGCUCCCCGCCGCCGUCCAUCCGCCGCUCGCAGACGUCCAUCCCAAUCCCGACCUCGUCAACUAGCCGGAGCUCGAGCGUCGCGUCCUCGAUGCGCUCGCACCGCUCCGGGGUGGGAGGACCCCAUGUCACGGUGCAGACCCAGGCGACGGGUGCCGUGCCGAGCUUCCUGAUGGCGCCGCCUACCCCCUCGGCGACGAUGCCGCCGGAGGGGCGGAGUCUUGGGAGCAGUAAGUCGGGGCUUACCAGUCUGCUCAGGCCGGCGUCGAGUGGUUGGUCGAGGCCGCUUGGUGGUGGUGGUGGCGGAGGCGGUUAUAGCCAUAAUCAAGGGAAUGCAGGCGUGGCAGGAGCAAACAGGCCGGGGAGUAGUAGCGGAGUGACUACUGCGUCUGGAUCUUCUCCGAGACGGUCGGGGACGGGCCGGACAGAGGAGAGGGAGAGUCCGGAGCGGAGGAGGACGGCUGGCAUUGGGGCGAGUGGAGGGUUGAGAGACAAGAUUCAUGCACUGACUAGCCGGCUGAAGGAGAGGGAGAGCACGCCUGUGCAUGCCGGGGGUGGGGACGGGGCGGAUGAGAAUGGGGAGGAGAACGGGCUCAUGAGGAAGACUAGCCGGGUGAGGGGUUGAAGGUCAGGGGAAUUCUGGAUAUGGCGGAACAGGGAUGGCUUGGGAGCAUACAAUGGAAUGCUUUUCUGCUUCAUCAACAUGGGCAACUAGUUAUAGAUGGUUGGGGAACACCUUAGGGCCCACACUUGUUGCAUUGUUUCGGAGCAUUGGAGGGUUUCUGUUUCGCGCGCUGGGCAGACCGCUGCGCGCCAUUACUUUUGAGUAGCUGUCUAAUUUCUAAAAGACUGUCAACUUCGACAACAUAUUUUCCUACGCUGAAA